Dioscorea cayenensis subsp. rotundata (Guinea yam) is the source of this 617-nucleotide messenger RNA. Its product is annotated as RING-H2 finger protein ATL78-like. Gene Ontology annotation, biological process: protein ubiquitination. Bases 3 to 485 code for a protein of 160 amino acids. The transcript has a single exon. Gene Ontology annotation, molecular function: transferase activity. Lineage: Eukaryota; Viridiplantae; Streptophyta; Magnoliopsida; Dioscoreales; Dioscoreaceae. The record is from RefSeq and is a predicted model, not a curated record.
UCAUGAUCCUGUCCGUGCUCUUGUGCGCCGUGUUGUGCGGGCUCGGUAUCAACUCCAUCGUGCGCUGCGCGUUCCGGUGCUCGACUAAUGAUGUUGAUCCAAUACCACAAGUGCAACCUACUCGUGUGAGAAGGAAAGCAGUGAGAGCUCUUCCCGUGCUGGUAUUCUCCAACUUGAUCGAGUUGCCCGGUGGCAACGCCGAGUGUGCUAUUUGCUUGUCGGAGUUUGUGGCCGGAGAACGUGUGCGAGUUUUGCCAAAGUGUAACCAUGGAUUCCAUGUUAAGUGUAUUGAUAGAUGGCUUAUGGGGAGCUCAUCUUGUCCCACUUGUCGCCAGUGUUUGUUUCCUUUCAAGACGAAGGUGGCCGGCUGCGCCGUCGAGGAUGCUCGGGCAGGAUCGAUGGUGACUCCGCCGCAGCCACUGCCACCGGCGGUGGAGCUUGUUUUGCCUUUGGAAGCUGAAGGUUUUGUUAGUUCUUUCAGGUGAUGUGUUUAAUUGACCGAGUUCAAAACACGCCCGGAUAUAAUCAUAGAUAUUUGUUUGUAAGUGCUGGUUUGCAACUCAAUUUUUAUGUCAGCAAAGUGAAAAUAUAAAUUUACUGGCUCAAGUUUUACUGUA